ACUCUGAUUUCUUCUGGUGUACUUCCUUGAUUUCCAAUUAUACACCCUGUUACUUUUAUAGUCCUCAGUGUCUCUGGUAUAUUUCUUAAAUUUUAUGGUGUCCAAUUCUUUUUUUGCUUUAUCCACUGUAGAUUGUAAAAUGCUAUCCAGUUUGGGGUAAUCUUGGUGGUCCAUAAAAGUGUUAAGGUCCUUUUGAAUGUGGUCUAUGUGUUCUCUAGCCUCCGCUAGUUUCAUAUUUUUGUGUUUAACAAUGAGUGCCAUAAGUCUGAGAGAGCAUUCAGACAGUAUUGUGUUCCAUUCUAAGGCAAAUUUGUCAUCUGUGAUGAGAAAGGUAUGAUAUUUCCUCAGACCUAAGCCCCUGGGAACCAUUCCUAGAGACAUGUAUUUCUCUAGUGAGCGUUUGUCCCACCAUAAUUUAUAUUCAUUAAUUAAUGCUCUCUCCAUAGACAAAAAAGCAUCACAUAUAUCAAGUAGGUCCAACUUGUUCUCAAAAGUCUCUUCUAAACUAGGUCUAGUACCCUCUAGGUUUGCCACUGUUUGCAUAGAAUAGAAAUGUUGAGCCAUUUUGCCUUUGUUAUACUAUAUUCGCUGAAGGAAGCUAGUAAUCCAAGAUUAUAAUGCUAUUUAUUUAAAGCAAUAUUGAAGUAGCAUAUAAGUAAAUAAUCUUGAGAUUAUAAUCAAAAUAUUCCCUUGAAAUGAUCCCUUAGAAUAAAGUGGUGAAUAUAAUAAUAGUAAUUAUCUGGGCUACGUGGAGUCUGUUAUAAGUGAUUAGUUAUAAUUAAAAACAAGCUUAUGGGUUCAGUCUCUAACAGGUUAAUCCAGAAUUAUUAUCAGAGUAUGCUUAGGAGCAGUGCAUGUAGACAAUUAAAGCAAACACACAGUCAGCUUAACAAAAGAGUCACAAUGGUACAGCUGUAGUUAGAAAGCUCAGCAUUUAUACAUGUGAAUGUAUUAUCAAGAAGAGCUGCUGCAACCCCUUUGUGUAUGUGCACAUGUAUUCCACAGGAUUCAAACAUUGCAUUGUAUUUAGGGUGUUAAACGGUGUCUCCUUACCAAAUCCGCUAUCUGUUUCUUCUCCCUCUCCAGUGCCGUUCAGCUGUGUACUGUAGCUCUGUGAAUCCUUAGCGUGUACACGCUGCGUGUGUCCUGGUCCGUAUCUGAUGACGUCACCGCUGUGCCUCAGCGUGUAUUGACGGUCUGAUUGCUGUGCUCCAUGCGAAUUCACCUUCUUGGAACAGGAAAAGAAAGUCCACAGCUAAGCUCAGUCUGUAGAAGCGAUCUCCAUCGCUUAAAGGUUGAACAACUCUUUGUAAAAUGGAAAAAGCAACACAAACUGUACAACCCAGGCACAUGGAGCAUUAUCAACAUGAGGAGAGAGAAGACAUCAUUGAGGAACAAGAGGAAGAAGAAGAGGAAGAAGAAGACGAAGAAGAGGAAGAACAAGAUGAAGAGGAAGAAGAAGAACAACAGAAAAGAACCAGUGAUUUAUAUCAACCGGAAGUACAGAUCAAUUGGCAGACACCACUGAGGAAGAAGGCCACUGAAGUGGGUCUUUACAGUAAACAUUCCUUGGAUAGUCCAUUGCUUAUAGGCUUCAAGCAAUAUCUGACACAAGACCUUGGUGUCAUCAACUAUAAACAAGAGGUGGAAAGUGUGUCUCGUUUUCUGUAUUACAUGGAUCCUGCUGAUGCUAAUACAUCAUUUUUCAGUAACAUCCCACAAACAAGAGAAUUUUUUAGCACUUUGGAAUCUGUUGGGAUGUCACAGCAGACGGUGGCAAACUACAUUAAGAACAUAAACAGAUUUGUCCGCUAUUUGAGACUCGGCACAAAUAUGAAGUUUGACAAACCUAAGCUUUAUUCUAAAGCUCUACAAUUUGAAGACAUUUUAAGAGACAUAAUGAAUAACAAAAACAAGAACAUUGCCAAACAGGUUACCCAGAGGAGAUGCGAUAUCCAUGUAAAGAAACAACAUACACCUCGGGAAUGCCAGCAUGCCCUUGAGGUAGCUAAGACAGAUUUUUUAAUUAUUAUGGACGAUCUUCAAAGAAAUGCAAAGAUCUCGUCACAAAAUCAACUCUUGGUGCUGUACUAUCUUGAGGCCAUAUUGCUUCUAAAACAUCUUCAGAGCCCUUGUGUGGUGAAGAACUUUUUGAUUGGAGAUUGGCUCAAGAGAACACGGCACCAUUCACAAUCUGGCCAAAGAUUUGCCAUAGUUGCUGUCACGGAACAUAAGACUUCUGCACUGCAAAAGCCAACAUUUGCUUUAAAUAAAGAAGAGGAGAACUGGUUUAAUGAAUAUUUCAGUAAAAUCAGGUCAAAGGUAAAACCUGGACAUGUGUUCACUAAAGAAAUGAAGAAAGAGACCUUUUUUGUUUCCAGUUGUGGACUUCCUGUUUAUAAUCCUUCAAAUGAUCUCAGCCGGUUUAUCAGCAGAUUUGAUCUUCCAGCAAUUACCUCUCGAUUAGCAAGAAGUGCGAUGGAAACUGCAGCUAGAAACCUAUUAACUGAUGAAGAGAAGAUUGUCAUAGCUCAGUAUCUGGGCCACACGAAUGCUACAGUGAAUAAGUAUUACCGUUUGACUCCAGAAAACAUGUGUUCAGCUGUGUCGCUAAUUGAAAAAAUGUCUAAAGAAUCUUCAGAAAAGUCUUGUGAAGGGACAUCAAGAAUGUGGCCAAUCAAGACCACACAAGAAGAUGAAAGGCCAACGACCAGCAGGAUCAACCCUCCACAGGCAGUAGUAGGAUGUACAAUUGUCCGACUCAAUGAAGAAUAUGCCUUUGAGAGACUGGUUCAGAAGUUUCCUGUAACAAUUGAUGGGCAACCCCCAAAGAAGAAAACAAGGGCAGAGUUUACUGAACAGUUUGAUAGACAAUGCUAUGACAAGUGGAGGACUGUCCAGAGAAAUAUAAGAAAAGAAGAACUAUUGAAAGAUUUCACCAGAAGACAACCAACAGAGAACCAGAUUCAACGCUCCGUGGACAAGCAGGGAUGGAAAAGAAACAUCCCAGGCAUUUCAGAGGUCUUGUUAAGCUGGAAGCCAAAUAAGUCAAAUGAAUGGGACCCCAAUGACAAGGCGAUAAUUUCACUUGUGAAGCACCAGUCAUGGAAAGGACUGUCAAUCACAGAUGUAGGAGACGGGAAGGCAGUGGUAACAACACGCAAUUUCCAGAAAGGGGAGAUUGUUUGUGAUUACCAUGGUGUGAUCAUUUCAGCAGAUGAAGGUCGGCAAUUGCAUGAAAGUUAUGUUGAUGAAGAAAAGAGAUAUCUAUUUUUCUUCCAUGAUCCGUCUGGUAUACCCCGUGUGUUGAUGCUCAAACCUUCCCCUGUCCUUGUCAUCCGUACAAAGAAAUCGUUGGACGCUUGAUAAACCAUUCUAGGAAGAGGUUUAAUCUUAAACCAGUCUACAGGAUAUUGAACAUUAAAGGAGAGCACCGUGUGGUGAUUUUCUUCUAUGCCACCAGACUUAUUCCCAUAGAAACCGAACUGUUGUUCAACCAUAGGAUUUCAAAGAAAUCAUUUAAAGGAGAGAGCACAGACCUUGAUUGGCUCAGUGACUAACUGAGUUGGACUCUUUAGUAUGGACAGAUUGGACUUAAAUUGUUUUAUAUACUUUUGAAAUAUAGUUUUUGAAUUUUGUAUUUUAAACAUUUAUUUUUAAUUUUCCCAUGAUGUGUUGCUUCCUUGUCUUGUCUUUUUUAUAUGGUUUUUUAUAUCUAAUUUUUUUCUAAUCUCUUUGUUUUCAGAGAGACCAGCAUAUUCAUUAAGAUGUAUUGCAUUGAUUUAUUGCAUUGACUCAUUUGAUGUAUCCAUAAUGCCAUGUUUUAUACUUUGUAAUGUUGACUGUCACAAAUCCUUUUUGAUAUUUUUCUUAAUUCACUAUCACUCAUUAGGAAAAUUAUAUUUAAUUGUAAAAUGUAAUAGGUUACUUGUU
Messenger RNA from Bombina bombina (fire-bellied toad), 3933 nucleotides. RefSeq lists its product as uncharacterized. Lineage: Eukaryota; Metazoa; Chordata; Amphibia; Anura; Bombinatoridae. The record is from RefSeq and is a predicted model, not a curated record. The transcript is spliced from 12 exons. The coding region runs from base 1315 to 3366 and encodes 683 amino acids.